Molecule: messenger RNA, 3137 nt
Organism: Periophthalmus magnuspinnatus
Lineage: Eukaryota; Metazoa; Chordata; Actinopteri; Gobiiformes; Gobiidae
Product: kynurenine--oxoglutarate transaminase 3-like
Exons: 14
Coding region: 56-1408 (450 amino acids)
Biological process (GO): biosynthetic process
Cellular component (GO): cytoplasm; mitochondrion
Molecular function (GO): L-kynurenine:2-oxoglutarate transaminase activity; pyridoxal phosphate binding
Source: RefSeq, a predicted model, not a curated record
GGUUAUUUCAAGUAAGUUCCUCCGGGUCGCCCUCUGAUAGUUUAACAGUGCAUGGAUGGGAGUGGUGAGCCAAGCCCUGAACCUCACCAAAUUUAUGUCCAGCUUAGUCCAAACCACAUUCAGCAGGAGGCUUUGUUCUUCACAGCAAAAAAUGGCAAUAAGACACACAAAUGCUAAAAGAAUUGAGGGACUGGACAAAAAUGUGUGGGUGGCUUUUUCUUCAGUGGCAGCAGACCCCUCUAUAGUGAACUUGGGACAGGGACUUCCAGACCUGCCCCCUCCUUCCUAUGUCAAAGAGGCUCUGGCCAAAGCAUCCACUGAGGACCGACUCAACCAGUACACCAGAGGAUUUGGCCAUCCUCCUCUGGUGAAGGCCCUCUCUAAGUUGUAUGGGAAAGUCUGUGGGAGAGCUAUAGAUCCUUUCAAAGACAUCCUGGUCACUGUGGGGGGCUACGGUUCCUUAUUCUGUACGAUACAGGGUCUGGUGGAUGAGGGAGAUGAGGUCAUUAUAAUAGAACCUUUCUUUGACUGCUAUGAGCCAAUGAUCAGGAUGGCAGGUGCUAAGCCUGUCCUGAUACCACUGCGUCUUAAACCUGGAAAGAAGAGCAACACUAGUGCUGACUGGUAUCUGGAUCCUGAGGAGCUUUCUAGUAAAUUUAACUCAAAGACAAAGGCCAUUAUAAUAAACACGCCCAACAAUCCCACUGGGAAGGUGUUCACCAGAGAGGAGCUGCAGAUAAUCGCUGACCUCUGUAUCAAACAUGACACACUGUGCUUCAGUGAUGAGGUUUAUGAGUGGCUCAUCUACAAAGGACACCAGCACAUCAAAAUUGCCACAUUACCAGGGAUGUGGGAAAGAACCAUAACUGUUGGCAGUGCUGGGAAAACGUUUAGCGUCACAGGGUGGAAGCUUGGUUGGUCCAUUGGCCCGGAGCACUUGGUCAAACACCUGCAGACUGUGAUGCAGAACUCAUUGUACACCUGUCCUACUCCUCUACAGGAGGCUGUGGCUCAGGGUCUGCUGAGAGACUGUGCUCUGAUGGGGCAGCCUGACUGUUACUUCAGCUCUCUGGCAGAGGAGCUCCAGCACAAGAGGGACCGCAUGGCGUCCAUUCUACAGGCUGCAGGGCUGACUCCAGUCCUGCCAGAAGGCGGGUACUUCAUGCUUGUGGAUGUCUCUCCUCUCAACGUGGACCUAUCUCAUAUGGAGAAUGAAGCUUACGACUACAAAUUUGUGAAAUGGAUGAUCAAAGAAAAGAAACUGGCAGCAAUACCAGUAACAGCAUUUGUGGGGAACGAAUCGAAAAAAGAUUUUGAGAAAUACAUUCGUCUCUGCUUUAUUAAGCACGACAGCACUAUAGAUGCUGCAGAAGUCAUUCUCAAAAACUGGAACAAAACACACUCCUGAAGACAAACUCUUCUAAACUUGACACAAGCUGUGAAGACUUAAUAUAAUGCACAAACUAGACAUAACUUUUAUUCUGAGCGUGAUGGAAGUGGAGAGGUUUGGUAAAGACUAGGGAUGUAAUGAGCCGAUACUGGUAUUGGAUAUUGAUGCCAAUAUUGAAUAAUUUGCUGGAGUCAAAAGUUCAUUCAAUUUUUUGUGUUUUGUUUUAUUUUGAUUUAAAUAUAAUAUAUAUUCUUAUAUUCAAUGCCCUCUGUACAUACACUCACCUAAACGAUUAUUAGGAACACCUGUUCAUUUUCUCCUUAAUGCAAUUAUGUAAUCAACCAAUCACAUGGCAGUUGCUUCAGUGCAUUUAGGGGUGUGGUCCUUGUCAAGACAAUCUCCUGAACUCCAAACUGAAUGUCAGAAUGGGAAAGAAAGGUAAUUUAAGCAAUUUUGAGCGUGGCAUGGUUGUUGGUGCCAGACGGGCCGGUCUGAGUAUUUCACAAUCUACUCAGUUACUGGGAUUUUCGCGCACAACCAUUUCUAGGGUUUACAAAGAAUGGUGUGAAAAGGGAAAAACAUCCAGUAUGCGGCAGUCCUGUGGGCGAAAAUGCCUUGUUGAUGCUAGAGGUCAGGGGAGAAUGGGCCGAGUGAUUCAAGCUGAUAGAGGAGCAAUGUUGACUGAAAUAACCUCUCGUUACAACCGAGGAAUGCAGCAAAGCAUUUGUGAAGCCACAACACGCACAACCUUGAGGCUACAACAGCAGAAGACCCCACUGGGUACCACUCAUCUCCACUACAGAUAGGAAAAAGAGGCUACAAUUUGUACGAGCUCACCAAAAUUGGACAGUUGAAGACUGGAAAAAUGUUACCUGGUCUGAUGAGUCUCGAUUUCUGUUGAGACAUUCAAAUGGUAGAGUCAGAAUUUGGUGUAAACAGAAUGAGAACAUGGAUCCAUCAUGCCUUGUUACCACUGUGCAGGCUGGUGGUGGUGGUGUAAUGGUGUGGGGGAUGUUUUCUUGGCACACUUUAGGUCCCUUAGUGCCAAUUGGGCAUCAUUUAAAUGCCACAGGCUACCUGAACAUUGUUUCUGACCAUGUCCAUCCCUUCAUGACCACCAUGUACCCAUCCUCUGAUGGCUACUUCCAGCAGGAUAAUGCACCAUGUCAUAAAGCUUGAAUCAUUUCAGAUUGGUUUCUUGAACAUGACAAUGAGUUCACUGUACUACAAUGGCCCCCACAGUCACCAGAUCUUAACCCAAUAGAGCAUCUUUGGGAUGUGGUGGAACGGGAGCUUCGUGCCCUGGAUGUGCAUCCCACAAAUCUCCAUCAACUGCAAGAUGCUCCUAUCAAUAUGGGCCAACAUUUCUAAAGAAUGAAUCAGCACCUUGUUGAAUCAAUGCCACGUAGAAUUAAGGCAGUUCUGAAGGCGAAAGGGGGUUAAACACCGUAUUAGUAUGGUGUUCCUAAUAAUCCUUCUGGUGAGUGUAUAUAAAAUGUAGAAAGUAUUUUAAAAAAUCUGAAGUAAGAGGGUGUGUCCAAAAUGUUUAAACACUACUAUUCAAACAUACUAGACACACACACUCAUUCAACGUUUUUUUUGUUUUGUUCAUUUUUACUUCUUUCUGUAUUUUAGGCACAUAUGGAAGACAUCAAAUGUAUGAAGAUAUUUAGAGGUUUUCAAAGUAUUGACCAUUUUCUAUUUGCUGUUUAAUUGUCAAGAUUAUUAAAAAAUAUUGUCUUAUUUA